CACCUCCGCCCCGGCAGUUUGCAGGAAAAGAGGAGAAAGAGCCGCAGGACAGACGGCGGAGAACAGGGCGCAGAACCCGGGAUCCCGGAGAAGUCUGGUCCUCGGCGGAACACCCCUCCUGCCCCCCGGGCGAGGGCGGCCGGGUUGGGGGGAGGGGAGGAGCACAGCGGCUGGUAAAGGCAGAGGCGGCGGCGGCGGAGGCGCAGGGGCGCGGCUCCUUUAAGGCUCUCCCCGCCCACCGGCGGCGCCGGCCCCCGCCCGCCGCUCUCCCCGCCCCGGGGCCCCGGCGAGGGCUGCGAUUGGGCGGGCGCGGCGAUCCCUUUGAAGUGUGGCUGCCGAUCGCGGCUAUUUGACGUGCGGCUCGCGGAAGGCGAAGGUUUUUGUGUUGCCAUCCCGGUCUGGCGGCGGCGGCGGCGGCGGCGGCGGCGGCGGCGGUGGAGGAGGGGUGGAAGCGCGGCGACCGCUGCACCGCGCUCCAAGCUGCGGAGCGAGCCCACCCGCCCGGGAGCUCGCCUCCCGGUGCUCCCCCUCCCUCCCCGCCCCCCCCAGUGGCGCAGCCUCCUCCAAAUGAGCGAUUCGCCCGCUGGAUCUAACCCAAGGACACCCGAAAGCAGCGGCAGCGGCAGCGGCGGCGGCGGGAAGAGGCCGGCGGUGCCGGCGGCGGUGUCCCUCUUACCCCCGGCGGACCCCCUGCGCCAAGCGAACCGGCUCCCGAUCAGGGUCCUGAAGAUGCUGAGCGCUCACACCGGCCACCUCCUGCACCCGGAGUACCUGCAGCCGCUGUCUUCCACCCCCGUCAGCCCCAUUGAGCUGGACGCCAAGAAGAGCCCGCUGGCGCUGCUGGCCCAGACCUGCUCGCAGAUCGGCAAGCCGGACCCGCCGCCCUCGUCCAAGCUCAACGCGGUGGCGGCGGCGGCCAACGGGCUGGGGGCGGAGAAGGACCCGGGCCGCUCCGCCCCGGGCGCCGCCGCCGCCUCGGCGUCCGCGGUGCUCAAGCAGCUGGGGGACUCCCCCGCGGAGGACAAGUCCAGCUUCAAGCCCUACUCCAAGGGCUCCUCCGGCGGCGACUCCCGCAAAGACGGCGGCUCCUCCUCCGUGUCCUCCACCUCCUCCUCCUCGUCGUCCUCCUCCUCGCUGUCCCCGGGAGACAAGGCAGGCUUCAGGGUGCCCGGCGCCGCCUGCACGCCCUACCCCCCGCACGGAGCGCCCGUCUCCGCGUCUUCGUCUUCCUCAUCGCCCGGCGGCUCCCGGGGCGGCUCCCCGCACCACUCCGACUGCAAGAACGGCAAUGGCGGCAGCAGCGGGGAGCUGGACAGGAAGGACCUGGAGCCCAAGCCCAGCCCGGAGGCCGUGUCCGUGAGCCGCGGGAGCGGCGGGGAGCCGGGCGGUGGCGGUGCCGCCGACGGAGGGGCCUCCUCCGGGCGCAAGUCGGAGCCGCCGUCGGCGGCGCUGGUCGGGGCCGGCCACGUGGCCCCGGUGUCGCCCUACAAACCCGGCCACUCGGUGUUCCCGCUGCCGCCGUCCAGCAUCGGCUACCACGGCUCCAUCGUGGGCGCCUACGCCGGCUACCCGUCCCAGUUCGUGCCUGGCCUGGAUCCCAGCAAGUCGGGCCUCGUGGGAGGCCAGCUGUCGGGGAGCCUGGGCCUGCCGCCGGGCAAGCCCCCCAGCUCGAGCCCGCUCACCGGGGCGUCCCCGCCCUCCUUCCUGCAGGGAUUAUGCCGCGACCCCUACUGCCUGGGCGGCUACCACAGCGCCUCGCACCUCAGCGGCGGCGGGGGCUCCAGCUGCUCCACCUGCAGCGCACACGACCCAUCGGGGCCCGGCCUGAAGGCGGGCGGCUACCCGCUGGUGUACCCCGGGCACCCGCUGCAGCCCGCCGCGCUCUCAUCCAGCGCCGCCGCCGCCCAGGCCGCGCUGCCGGGCCACCCCCUCUACACCUACGGCUUCAUGCUGCAGAACGAGCCGCUGCCGCACAGCUGCAACUGGGUGGCGGCCAGCGGGCCGUGCGACAAGCGCUUCGCCACCUCGGAGGAGCUGCUGAGCCACCUGCGGACUCACACGGCCCUGCCCGGGGCCGAGAAACUUCUGGCCGCUGCCGCCUACCCCGGGGCCUCGGGCCUGGGCAGCGCCGCCGCCGCUGCAGCCGCCGCGGCCGCCGCUGCCUCCUGCCACCUGCACCUCCCCCCGCCCUCCGCCCCCGGCAGCCCCGGGUCGCUGUCCCUGCGGAGUCCACACACUUUGGGGCUAAGCCGGUACCACCCCUACGGCAAGAGCCACUUGUCCACAGCCGGGGGGCUGGCCAUGCCGUCCCUCCCCACAGCCGGACCCUACUACUCGCCAUACGCGCUGUACGGACAGAGACUAGCCUCCGCCUCGGCGCUCGGAUACCAGUAACUACAGCUCUUCCUCUCCCACCACCCCCCCCACCCCCAGCUCCAGCUCCCUGACCCUCCCCCCAGCCUCCUGGCCUGGCCGCUGCAACCUCCACUACUGCUUGUCCUGCCAGAUUACCCGCCGAGACCCCCCCCCCCCCUCCACCGGACUGUGUAUUUAUUUACUAUAAUGUUAGCUUACAAGCUGGGAAUAUAAGUGCAUUAACGGCCCACACGAGUCCAUGGUAUGCAAAAAGUCUGUGUUCUCCCCCCCCCCCAAAUAAUAUUAAUCACACGAGUAACUUACAUGCUCUUUCCGUCCCACUUCCUUUAUUUUUUUUUCUUUUUCUUAGAUAUGUUUUAAUUUGCUUUUCUUUUCUUUUUCUUUUUUUUUUUUUUUUUUGGUUUGGUCUUUGGGGAAGAGGGGGAGAGUUGGGAUUCUGGGGUUCUUUGUUUUGUUCUCCCUUCCUGGGGAGUUUUGUGCAUGCUUCUUUAACCGUUAAAACGACAUUUCCCCCUUUUCCCUUCAUUCCCUCAUUUUCUUGCAUUUGAGGUUCUGUUUUUACCUUUGUACAAGUAACAGAGAGGAGAUAUUUUUUGUAAUGUGUGUGGAGGGGGUGGGGGUGGGGGCCUUCCUGGCAGGAGGUCUUGCCUCUGUGGACCCAGAACUCUACUCUGCGACUUCUCACCUGACCUCCCCUCCUAGGGCCCCUGGUCUUUGCCCUGGCCCCCAAAACUGGGGCCUUUCUUCCCUACCUUGCUCUGAGUAUGGAGAGCCCUGAGAGAGGGGCCCGAGUGGCCUCGGACAGAGCCUCCUACUUCCAAACUCUUCCAGCCCCAAACACUGCCCGCUGGGGAGGGAGGAGGGAGGGGGAUGGUCCUAUAGGGCUCAUCUUAUUCAAUUAAAAGUCCUAGAAGGCCCUGCCGGCAUGAAACUUUGCUUUUUAUAUUUUGCAAAGUGCUUUUAUAGUCGUCGUUUUUCCCUCCAUUCUCUCCUGGCGGUGGGGGGUGGCGUCAGCGAGCCUUGCUAGAUCCCUCCAAAGCAGACCAGUGGCAUUAUCAGUGGGCAGUACAACCUUUUAGCUCCGUGGGGGAGGGGGGAAGAUUGUACAGUAAGGGAGCAUACAGAUCGCCAUGGCCCCCUUCACCCCUUCCCAGGCUUGUCCCAACAGAUUCCCCAAAGUUGGGGACUUCCUUGGGCUCCCUCAGUGACUGGGAUGGAAGACUUGGGCCCUGGGUCUUCUCCCCACACCGCUCCUUCUCUUAUGCAGCAUCGUGGGGAGGCUGGGGGCCUCUCUGGGAUGAAUAGAGCUCUCCCUUGGUAAGACUUAUUUUGUUAAUAAAUGAAAUACUUGGCUAUAUUCA
Molecule: messenger RNA, 3737 nt
Organism: Pipistrellus kuhlii (Kuhl's pipistrelle)
Lineage: Eukaryota; Metazoa; Chordata; Mammalia; Chiroptera; Vespertilionidae
Gene: ZNF703
Product: zinc finger protein 703
Exons: 2
Coding region: 568-2394 (608 amino acids)
Biological process (GO): negative regulation of DNA-templated transcription
Cellular component (GO): nucleus
Source: RefSeq, a predicted model, not a curated record